Sorghum bicolor (sorghum) is the source of this 2629-nucleotide messenger RNA. Its product is annotated as probable E3 ubiquitin-protein ligase XBOS32. Gene Ontology annotation, molecular function: protein binding. The record is from RefSeq and is a predicted model, not a curated record. Bases 873 to 2366 code for a protein of 497 amino acids. The transcript is spliced from 11 exons. Lineage: Eukaryota; Viridiplantae; Streptophyta; Magnoliopsida; Poales; Poaceae.
GCCAAAGAGACCUUGAACAAUCAGUCACAAGAAAGGAACAACUAGAAAGUGAUUUCCAAGUUGGAAAACCUAAAGCAAAAACAUCAAAACAAAAGAGGGGGAAAAAAACUCGCGUCGCGUCGUUGCAUUAGCCACCACUCACUUUUCUUUUCCAGCGAGCUUCGACUACACCAACGCCACUUCGUCCUAGUGCUAAUCAUCGCCUCCUCUUAAUUGCAGCAACCACUACGCUUGGUGUUCUCGGAUCAAAAAAGUGGGGAGGGAGCAACAAGAAACAGAUUUGGAGCGGCACGCCAGUAAUACGGACCCGGAGGGGUGACCUGGGGCGUGGAGAUUUUUGGCCGCUACCUGCAUCUCCACGUCGCGGUCCCAAUCAAGAUCAUUAUUUCUUUCUCCUUCCUUGUCCCCGCCCAAAUCGCAAGGCUUGGUUCUUGCAAAUCGCCUCUUGGCGUGGCCCCAAGAUUCGACGCCCCAGCACCCUCGCUGGAAUCGUCGGCGCUGAGGAGGGACUCGAGGCGGCCGUCGUCGCGCUUGUCUCGUCUCUCGUCAAUCUCCCUCCCUGUCUGGUCUCUUGUUUUAUUGCGGGGAUUCGGCCUGAUUUAGAGGAGCGAGUUGCUGGUCUCGGUGCCGUUUAGCUCGCUCCGGACCGACGAUUUGGGGCAGCUCCAAAGGCAACAUCAGGUCUUUCUUGCCGUUAGCUUGAGAGAUCAUCCACUUCCGCAGGCGGCUUCUCGUGAUCAUUCUGUAAUGCGGUUUGCGGCAGGCGGCAGCUUCCUAGAAGAUUGAGAAAAUUAGGAGGCAUCUGAUACGAGGUCUUCCUGGGUACACUCAAGAAAGGGUGCUGCUCUGUGAGGGCCUCCUCUUGGGCAUCCAUGGGGUUCCUCAGCCUUGUGGGCAACUCCUUUGGGUGCUCUGCUUCCGGUGAGCGGCUUGUCUCAGCUGCCCGCGACGGCGACCUGCAGGAGGCUCGUGCGCUCCUUGAGUACAAUCCUCGCCUUGCCCGGUACUCCACAUUUGGCGGUCGAAACUCACCACUGCACUAUGCCGCGGCGCAAGGCCACCAUGAGAUUGUCUCUCUGUUGCUUGAAUCUGGCGUUGAGAUCAACCUUAGGAAUUACAGGGGGCAGACUGCUUUGAUGCAAGCAUGCCAAUAUGGCCACUGGGAGGUUGUUCAAACACUGAUACUCUUCAAUGCAAAUGUGCACAGGACAGACUAUCUGAAUGGUGGAACUGCUAUUCAUUUUGCAGCACUGCAUGGUCAUGCCCGAUGCCUGCGUCUUGUGCUUGCAGAUUAUGUUCCAAGCAUACCGAAUUUCUGCACAGUAAUGAACCAUAGGCCAUCUGAAGAAGAUUCAGCUUCUGAUUUUGAUCAUGAUGCUUUGGUCAAGAUGGUAAAUCAAAAGGCGGAUGGAGGCUUAACCCCACUUCAUAUGGCAGCAUUAAAUGGGCAUGUAGAGUGUGUUCAAUUGUUGCUGGACUUAGGAGCAUCUGUUUCUGAGGUCACUAUUGAGGAUGGAACAACUAUAGACUUAAUAGGAGCUGGUAGCACCCCACUUCACUAUGCUGCUUGUGGUGGAAAUGUUGUCUGUUGUCAACUCCUAAUUGCUCGAGGAGCUUGCCUUACUGUGCAAAAUGCUAGCGGAUGGACCCCAUUAAUGGUGGCUCGUUCCUGGCAAAGAAAUUCAGUUGAGGAAAUCUUAAGUAAAGAACCAGAGGGCCGGAUACGCACUCUUCCUUCUCCUUAUCUGUGUCUCCCACUCAUGAGUAUCAUGAACAUUGCCAGGGAGUGCGGUUGGAGGUAUCUAAACCAGUCACCUGUUUGUAUUGACCCCUGUGCUGUCUGCUUAGAAGGGAGCUGUUCUGUUGCCGCAGAAGGUUGCAAACAUGAAUUCUGCACAAGAUGUGCUCUAUACCUUUGCUCAACCAGCUACACAUCAGUGAGCCCAGCGGGUGCAAUACCAUGUCCUCUCUGCAGACAUCCAAUCAUCUCUUUCAUCACUCUUCCUGGCACGAGCCCGAUAAGAGAGCUACCGAGAAACAGCCUUUCACUGUCAUUCUGCACGACGUGCCCAGCCGUGAACUCUGAUUCUUCUUCUCCGAUUGCUGCCCACCUGUACCGGACUGAAUUCCAGUGCGGGCGCAUGCCACCGAUGAUGGGCUCAUCCUCCUUCCGCUCGCUGAGCUGCCAGAGGAUACCGGCGAUGAAACUGAACCCAGCAUUCUGUAUGGGUUCCAUGGACACGAACCCCUGCCUCAUAAGGUGCUCAAAAUUCGGAUCCAGCCUGCGGCGCUCAGCUUCCCAGGGAGAGGAAACCAGAAGAGCUUGGCCUCUAACGUUUAACCCAAUUGUCGCCACCAGCAGUUGAUUGAUCGGCUUCGGUAAAUACAUAGCGCCUCUCAGUUUUGUCACCGUUUUGAGGUCUGCUUUUGCUUGCCAAUUCUUUAGUUGGUUUGAUAUAGUGUUCACCGUUGUGAUAUGGUAUGAACUCCGCCGGUUCCAAGUCCUUGUUGAUAUAUGUCAGAAGCAGCAUGUAACUACUACUACUACCUUGGUAUGUAAGUAACCUUGUGGUGUUGUAUAUUUCCGGGAAGCAAUGAAAUGCAAAGGCAUCAGUUUUUCAGUGCAUCA